ACAAUCAGUGCUAGAUUUGGUAAGUUUGAUACAUUUUUGGCUGAAAAUGUUUUAGUAAGAAUGUAUGUAGACAAUUAUUUCUGUUUGUUGCUGUGUAUUUUUAUAUUAGUGCAUAUAAAUGAAAAAAAUAUCUUGGUUACGAUAGUAACCGAGACGGUCCCCUUCUGUCACACACUCGACGUUGUGUCGAUGAAGUGACACUAGGGGUCCCUAUACAAAAUGCCACGACUACUGAACUGUGUUACGUGGACUAGCGAGGCGAGACGGGCAGACCUCUGUGUGCCUCGUAGCCAGCGCACCCAGCCAUCACGUAACCUCCCCCAACGCUCUUGUGGGCGUCAAACGGUCCCCUGCACCUCAGGGAGUGCACAAAAAAAUGAGGACCGGCCGGCCGGCCCAACCACGACCUUUUCUCUUUUUUUUUCCUCCCCAAAAGGAACAAAAUCGUUCAGCUGGGGGCCAUAUAAGGUCCAUGUUGGGGGGUGUACCUCCAAAGAGGACACCGCGGAGACCACACCCCACCCAGAGAGGGGGGGCUUUUAAGUGGAAAUACGUCACAUGGUCUUACCGAGUCUAGUCGGAAGCACGUCAUGUGGAAGGGUCCCGUGGUAGGUCCUACCCGAGGGGGGAGGAGUUUCUACAGACACGGUGACCCAGGGCAGAGGGGCGUCUGCCCAAGGAAGAUGCGGUUUACCAAUGGGGAAACCACUUUGCGGAAAAUACAUCACAUGGGGUUACCAAUGGGGUAACCAGUGCAUGUGGAGCACCUAACCCAGUACAGGGCCUAAUUAGCACACGUACUGGGCCGGCGGCGAGUUUCUCCGAAAACUGGUUAGCCACAGGGCUAAGGAGGAAGGACAUCCAGGGUCCACACUUUUGUGAACGCGACUGGGAGAAAGAGUGCACGUCUUCGCCUUAAGGGAGGGGAAAGGCGCUAUGCGCAAGCGGUACACCCGGCCGGCUGUCCCGAGACUUACCUGUUUGAACCUGACAACACACGGGACGAAACCGGCUCAACCCGGAGGUUGUAGAACCUCGCAAAGGUGUUAGGUGUUGCCCAGCCCGCUGCUCUACAAAUGUCUGCUAGAGAGGCGCCGUUGGUCAGAGCCCAGGAGGCUGCUACACCCCUGGUAGAGUGGGCACGCAGCCUCUUAUAUGUUAUAUGACCUCUUAUAUGUCAAAAGAUCAAGGAAAAUUUGCUUCCUCAUGUCAUGACCCCUUUAAAGUGUAAAAAUAAAAUUGCUUGCAGAUAUUGUCUAAUACUAAAACUAUUACAACUUCAUCUUAACACAUGCAGAAAAGUGCAAACAGUGCAAUUAUUGCAGUUUUUUAAUGUUAAUGAGAAAUGUCCAAUAUAAUGCUAAAUUGCUUAAUCUAUUAACCCCAGAAAUCACACACAUUUUCCAUUUAAUUAAAGUAUUAGUAUUGGUCCUUGUAUUAGUUGUAUUGGCCUUUGUAGUAGCUAAAUUAAAAAGAAGUGGUAUCACUUAUCUCUAGAAACCCAAGAUGUUUAUUUUGUGGUUGUGAGUUUUAGUUUUAGGAUGUAAAGCUUGCGAAUAUUGUAAAAGGGUUCAAAGUACAUUGUAUUAUCAUUCAGCAGUGUAUAAGAGAGAACUUUUACCUAAGGUGAGGCAUAUCUACAACACGGGACAACACGAGUGCUUGCAAAAAACAAAAGAAAAACAGGCCGUUUCCAGUUGUUCAAGUAGUGGUAAAUUAAAUACAUAAAUAAAUACAAUAUAAUGGGAGGAAAUGUGGAAUUAGUAGCUGUAAGGGGGUUCAGUGGAAAGGAGGAGGUGAGAACCGGCUUAAUAAUAUAAAUAAUAAUUUAAUAAACAAUUUAAACAAAACACACAACCAAAAACACACAGUACAGCUGCCUGCAAUUCUCUCUCUCUCGAACUGUCGUCCCCGGCCGCCUUUAUCCCUCGCGCGCCCCAUCAGGCUGAUUGGGGACCGGGUGUGUCUCAUUCCAGCCCGGCCCCGCCCUCCUCGGCUCUACAGUAGCACAAAACACUUCUUGAAUUAAGCAAUGUGCACAUGAGUAUUAAAGUAUAUGUGCUGCAGGUUGUGACUAAACACAACGUAGCGAAACGUAGCAAAAUGAAUGGAUUUUCGAACAAAAACACAUAAGUGUGGACGUGGUCUAAGAUAACAUUAAGAUGUUUUUGCUUUAUUCUUCAGGUUGUAAGAUGAAGUUAACCAGGACAAAACCAAAAUGGAUCAUCACACUGAUUCUUGCAUUUCACAUCACAUCUGUACAACUAGGUGUCGUAUCUGCUCUCCUCUACUGUUACUGCAACCAAAAAUUUUAUUUGAUCAUGUAAUUGAAUUAUCUUCUCAUGAUGCAGAUGUGAGAAUCCUGAUCUUUGGAGUCAAAAGUGACUCCAGAUUCAGAGCUGCAGAUAUUCUGUUAGGAAGGAAAGUCAGCAGACAGAUGAUGAAGAGUGAAGUCAUGACAGAUGAGGGUCGUGUAAUGAUGCUGAUCACUGGACCAAACCUCUGUGAGAAGAAUCCAGCGAGUCAGGACUUUAAUACAGCUCUGUCUCUCUCUUCUCCUGGACCUCACGCUGUUCUGAUCACCCUCGGUCUGGAAGAUCUACAAUCUGAACAGUGUGAUCUUCUCCAACAAGUCCAGGAGCUGCUGGGAGCACAGGUUCUGCAGUACUGCAUCGUUCUUCUGCUCCAGAAGGACCCGCAGAAACCUGACAGAAACACAGAGAGAGUUGGAGAAAUCAUCGACGCAUGUCGAGGCCGAUUUCACAUCGUCACCAACUCUGAACCAAAACCUGCUCAAACUACAGCUCUUCUAGAGGAAAUACACAAGUUAGUUUGGCUCAAUAGAGAAACAUUUUACUCAACAUUGAACGAGACGCAUGAGUUAGAAACAGAAAGGCUAGAGCUUUUGAAAAGACUGCGAGAAAUCGAGACAAGACUUGAAGAUGAUGCCAGUCAAGAUGUAAAUGAAGAAAAUCUUCGCUCAUCUGUGAUAUAUGACAAUUUAGAAGGCGUAUUUGGAAUUUUGCAAUGGAUUUUCCUCAUUUCAACAGCAGCUCUUGUUAUUUUCACUAAAGUGAUGGACAGAGAUGUGAAAUACGUGGCAGGAUUUGCAGCAGUUCUUGUUUUAAUAGUAAUUUUAACAAAUACUCUGAGUCCAGAUGUCGCUAUACCGCUAAAUUUGGCCUUGUGCUCAUCGUUAGCGACUCUUCUAAGCAAUGAACUAAAUGAAGGGUUCAUGACGUCCGGCAGAUCAUUUCCAAUCAUCAUGAAACUAUUUUUCUUUUUUCUACUUCCAGGCACUGUAGUGGUUUUUUUUGUGAUCAUGGGAUUAGCAUUAGCCUUUGGAACAAUUAUUAGCAUUAGGACGUGGUCGGACGUGCUCGUAGCAUGCCAAGCCGCUCCUGGGAUCACAAUCGGAGCUUUUGCGUUCUUAUUUUUCACUACUGGAAACAAUAAAAUACCGAAAUGCACAGAAAUAAAUAGCUGUGACAUUUCACUCUUAGCGCUCACAUCAUUUGUGUGUUGUAUAGUCGGUGCGACACUCUCAAUGGGUUGCGUGACUGUGUUUGCUCUGUUGGGUGUGAAGAUGACAAUAAUUCUGCUAAUAUUAGCAUUUACAAUAGCAUAUUUCCAUUUUAACAAAAAAACUGUACAAGGUGUAAUCUGCCUAACUGUUCUUAUACCUUUUUUUUCAUGUUGUUGUGUGUUUAUUGGUUCUGUGAUUCUUAUUUUAGUGACGUUAGUAAGUUUUCUCAAAUUAUUAAUAUACAACUUGCUCAGUUCGUACUUGUUUUAUGUAGCGUUAAUGUUGGGUUCAUUCCUUGUAAUUAAAGAGUGCAGACUGCAUCAGAUCAAUCAGGAAUAGCAACUAAAUCACAAAUGACACAAUAAAAUGUCAAAAUGUAUAAUAUAAUGUAAAUGUGUAAUAAUUGUGAGCAGUGCAAUUCAGCCACAGGUCUGUGUGGGUGUCUCGUGCCGCCCUCCCGCAAGAUGCCACACAGGGUAACUGCACAUUUCGCCCAUGCCUAAAUCCGCUACUGCACCCAUGGUUUUAUUCACAUUAUUUGUUUUACUGAUUUGUUCAUAUUGUUGUGUGCUUAUUAGUUCCAUCAUUUUAAUUUUAAAACACUUCUUCCAUGUUUUAUAUAAUUACUGUUUGGUUUUUCUAUAGUAAUCGACAGAAUCUGUAACGCGUUUUUUCUGAACAUAUAAUGCUGGAAUUUGGGUUUGUGUUUAUAUUAUGUGAUUGUUAGACUGUUAAGAGGUCAUAUCAAUUUUAUUUCUUUCUUUCAUUUUUUUUUUUUACUUAUUUACUUCCUUAACACACAUACCUGGACAUAUUAUGACUGAUUAAUUAAUGAAAAAAAACAACUUUAGGUGUGUAAUCUUUAAUCAAAAUGUAUUAACUUGCUCUGCCUAUAAAAUAGACGCAUCUA
Messenger RNA from Myxocyprinus asiaticus (Chinese sucker), 4436 nucleotides. RefSeq lists its product as uncharacterized. The coding region runs from base 2219 to 3865 and encodes 548 amino acids. The transcript has 3 exons. Gene Ontology annotation, molecular function: GTP binding. NCBI's taxonomy places the organism in Eukaryota, Metazoa, Chordata, Actinopteri, Cypriniformes, Catostomidae. The record is from RefSeq and is a predicted model, not a curated record.